Molecule: messenger RNA, 1568 nt
Organism: Myripristis murdjan (pinecone soldierfish)
Lineage: Eukaryota; Metazoa; Chordata; Actinopteri; Holocentriformes; Holocentridae
Product: protein FAM98A
Exons: 8
Coding region: 99-1154 (351 amino acids)
Cellular component (GO): tRNA-splicing ligase complex
Source: RefSeq, a predicted model, not a curated record
UACAAGUGAAACUACACAGUACUUCCGCUUUUAGCCAGAGCCGUGCAGGCUGUGGGUAACAAUUAUUAUAAAAGGUCGAAACAGUCAUAACAGCCAUAAUGACAGCGGAGAGAAGUGCGGGGACAGUUUCCGCUAUAAAGGCUUUGGGGUACCCAAACAGCUCAUGUAUCAGUAGAUGUACCUGUGACGAGCUGCCGUGUCCGCUGCUCACCUGGCUGGCUACAGAGCUGUGUGCUGCCUGUCCGGACCUACCAGACAGGAGAGGUGAACUCCUGCUGGUCGGAGAGCUGAGAGAUCUCCUGGCCAAGAUGCUCUCUCCCCUCACUGAGCUGACCUCAGAUGUGCUGGGGCCGCCCCUCCUCAACAAAGUCACUGAAUUCCUUGUGUCAGAAUUGCAAGCAGCACACAUACUCAAGUAUAAGGAAUUGCAUCCUGAGGAUAAAACCGUAAGAGAGGAGUCUGAAAAAGAGCAAAGAGUGGACGAUCACAGCCAUGACCAGACUGAAUUUUUCCAGGAAUAUGAAGGUGGCGAUGUUUCCGACACAAACAGAAAGACGGCAGAGACACAGGUGGAGUUUACAUCGUUGCUUCAGGCCCUUGAUCUCAGUGCCUCCUCUCAGUUUCCAGAUGUGCUGCAUGAGGUGGAGUCAAGACUUGCUUGUCUGCCAAGUGGAGAUAUGACCGAGCCACUUCUAAACACCAGUCUGAGCUCAGAGCAGUGGGGGAAAGUCGAAAAGAUAAAUCAGCUUCUGUCAGAGGACUAUCAGUGUCGGCGACAAAUGAUAAUCAAACGCUUUCAAGUUACACUUGAAUCCUUUGCAUGGGGAGAUAAAGAAAAGGAGCACCGUGAGACACUUGCCUCAGUGCCUCCUCUCGCAUCCCUCGCCUCCUCCACCCAGGUGUCCCUGUCACUCCUGCUCGCUGCGAGGAAGGAUCAGUCCAACAUCCUGCCUGUCAGACCUGGACCGAGCACUGCAGUUUACAAGGUGUUGAUGGGCAGCGUGCCAGACAGAGGAGGACGUCCCGGGGAAAUCGAGCCCCCCAUGCCGUUGUGGGAAGGCCGAAGAGAGCAGGGGAAGCGAUCAGGGCGAGGAGGUGGACGUCAUCAGCGACAGAAAUUUUCAGGAAAAAAGAAGAAGGGGAAGAAAGAAUAAUGUCUUUCUCUCUGGCUUUAGUGAUUAAUAGGGAAAGAACUGAUUUUUCUAUGGUGUCUGCUUUUUGUUUUUGUUAUUUUUAAUUCCCCAUUAGAAACUAAACAGGGACGAGGUAUCAAAUACCACAAAAGCUAUAGCUUUAAAGUUGUGAUUUUUUUUUUUAAUGUGUAAUUCUUAACCAGCACAAUAGCAUGUAUAGUACGAUAACACAAUACUCAAGUAAAUACUUGAACAUACUUAUUUCUCAAAUUAAUGUGCAGUCACUGCUUUUCAGUCUGUUUUCCAAUAUUUUUGUUUACAUAAAUAGAACAUAAAAUAUUUAUUUUGUGACAGAUAUUCUCAUUUUGUGAUUAUGUACAUCUGCCGAUGGGUUUAUACACUAUUCUUGAUUGAAUAAAGCUACUCAGAGUGGAC